AUGCCCCGUCUUCGCGAUCCAGCGGAAUAUGUAUCGAAAGCAAAACAUAGAUGGGCCGGUCACAUCAUGAGAAGAAUCGACGAUAGAUGGACUAAAAGAACGCUAGAGUGGAUCCCAAGGGGCGCUAAACGCUCCCGAGGGAGACCGCCAACGAGAUGGGGUGACGUGUUCGCUACACGGAUGGACCAGCUGAGAGCUCAGCUGGAUACGGCUCAAGGACCUCGUCAAUGUCGGUCACGAAGCUUGAGAACAUCUUGGAUGACAAUGGGCAAACAAGAAUCGAAAGAUUUCAUAGUUUUCAUUCUAAACGCGCCAGUUCUACAUUUGGAGAACAUUCAAACUUCACAUUUAAGCACUCCUUCGAUACCAAUGUAA
Molecule: messenger RNA, 375 nt
Organism: Necator americanus (New World hookworm)
Lineage: Eukaryota; Metazoa; Nematoda; Chromadorea; Rhabditida; Ancylostomatidae
Exons: 1
Coding region: 1-375 (124 amino acids)
Source: RefSeq, a predicted model, not a curated record